Molecule: messenger RNA, 3302 nt
Organism: Cryptomeria japonica (Japanese cedar)
Lineage: Eukaryota; Viridiplantae; Streptophyta; Pinopsida; Cupressales; Cupressaceae
Product: cell division cycle protein 27 homolog B
Exons: 21
Coding region: 380-2800 (806 amino acids)
Biological process (GO): cell division
Molecular function (GO): protein binding
Source: RefSeq, a predicted model, not a curated record
AAUUACAUGAAAUCAUAUAAGCUUUGCAAUUUUGAAUCCGCGUAACGGACAUACCGAUUUGAAAACGCCACCAGUAAUCUAUCAGGUCAGAUCUUUAACCAAAAUAUUAGAAAAGCCAGACGGAAAAAAUUCAAACGGAUGCAAUAGCCGGAAAAUAAUACAAGGGUUCGCUUUAUUCCAGGCGCACCACGGAUUUUUUUUUUCUGUUUUCGCCAUUCUGGUUCAUACAAGCUGUGAUCUGAUCUGCACAACGGCAAGCACUAGGAGUUUGCUUCUUCUUCAUGUUAUCAUCAUCAUCUUAUUCUUCUUUUUUGGUGGCUUGGUGAGAGUCGAACCCGCAACUCUGGAGACGCUGUUGGCGGUUUAAAUUUGAUGUAAGAUGGAGGCCAAAAUGGUGGAGUGCGUAAAUUCCAGCCUUCGUCUGUAUAUGUAUCGCAACGCUACUUUUCUUUGCGAGCGUCUCUGCGCGGAAUAUCCUUCAGAGUGGAAAACAAAUUUUCUCUGCGAAGGCCCUCUUGUUAAGAUACAGACGAAAGUCUCAGGCAAACAAUUUCUUUUUCAUUCAAUCUUUCGUGUCAAGAGCAAUUUUCAAUUAUUGGCAUGCUGUUUCUUGCGUAGCAAUCAAGCUUAUCGGGCAUACCACAUCUUAAAAGGGACACAAUUGCCACAAUCCCGGUAUUUAUUUGCAUUUUCAUGCUUUGAGAUGGGACUUCAUCGUGAAGCGGAAGCAGCAUUAUGCCCAGUUAAUGAGCCUAGCACAGAGAUUCCAAAUGGCGCUGCUGGUCAUUACCUCCUCGGACUGAUAUACAGGUAUACCGAUCGAAGGAAAAUUUCGAUUGAGCAUUUUAUACAAGCUGUGUCGCUAGAUCCAUUUCUUUGGUCUGCAUAUGAAGAGUUGUGCAUCCUAGGUGCCACUGAAGAAGCAGCUGAGCUUUUAGGCGAUUCAGCAGUUUUCCGACUACAACAGCAGCAAAUGCAGUUAGAACUAAGUUCUCAAUACUUGGCAUCAUCAGGUGAUGAGCGUGUUUUUCCUCCCAGCCGCUCUUCCCACUCUGGUGAGCCAAGCCCAAGACAGGCAAAACAAUUAGGUGCAGCUGGUGUGGGAGAAUUGCCAGCUGGACAUGCUCCUGGUCCAGUUCCAGGGAAUGUUGCCCUUCAUAACACGCCAUUUACAGUGAACAUGACAGCAUACAGUACUCCUUCUCCGGUUGCAUCACAAGUUGUUCCAGCAGGUCCACCACCUCUAAAUAGGAAUAUUCAAUAUCAGCAAAAUCCUAAUACAACUGCUGCAGAUAUAUCUCCAAGGUCAGGUGUCAAUGCCCCAGGCCAACCACCGAGAAGGAAAUUUAUGGAUGAAGGCAAAUUAAGAAAGAGCAUUCGAUCAUCUUCCACACGUGCUGCAUACUCCCAGGUAUCAGGAAGGCUAUUUUCUGAAACAGCACCCCGCCGCAGUACAAGGCUUUCUGGUGAUGCAACGGGACAAGUUAGCUCGUCUGUUUUGUCAGUAGGGGGAAAUGGAACUGGGAAUUCCUCUUCUAAACUUGGGGGAGGCUUUUUGCCGACAAACAAGAUAAAUCCACCAAGUACGCUUCGCACAGCUACUGCUCGUAAAGGGCACUCAACUAUAGAAAGCAGUUUUGAUCCUGGUAAAAAGUAUGAAGCUUUUGAAGAUUCUGGAACAGAAGAUAUGAUUGUUAAUACUGUUAGGCGUCCUGGAUCUGUUCCAGUGGAAGAUGAACCUCGAAUAAAUAGCCGGUUGAAUGUAAAUCGCAAUCCAAGGUUUGCAGAAGGCUCAUUGGAGCUUCUAGGGCUUCUCCGGGUUUUGGGGGAAGCUUUCAAUCAUUCUUGCAUGCAUCGAUGCAAGGAGGCUUUACAAGCAUUUUGUAAACUACCGCAACAACAUUAUGCUACAGGAUGGGUCCUUUGCCAGGUUGGCAAGGCAUAUUUUGAAAUGGUGGACUAUUCUGAGGCAGAGCGUGCAUUUAGUUGGGCUCGACGUGUUUCUCCCUAUAAUCUAGAAGGAAUGGAUAUCUAUUCUACAGUUCUUUUUCAUAUGAAGGAGGAAAUGAAAUUGAGUUACCUAGCUCAGGAAUUGAAUGCAAUUGAUCGUCUAUCUCCUCAGGCUUGGUGUGCCUUAGGCAAUUGCUAUAGUUUACAAAAAGAUCAUGAGACUGCCUUGAAAACAUUUCAACGGGCCAUCCAGAUUGAUUCUCGUUUUACUUAUGCUCAUACUCUUUGUGGCCAUGAAUAUGUUGCUAUGGAGGAGUUUGAAAAUGGUAUCAACUGUUAUCGAAGUGCAUUGCGAAUUGACCCUCGACAUUAUAAUGCCUGGUAUGGCCUGGGAAUGAUAUAUCUUCGGCAGGAAAAGUACAAUUUUGCAGAGCAUCACUUUCGAACAGCUUAUCUUAUAAAUCCCCGAUCCUCUGUUCUUAUGUGCUACCUUGGAAUGGCUCUGCAUGCCCUAAAGAGACAUGAAGAUGCGCUUCAGAUGUUAGAUCAAGCAAUCUCUGCUGAUCCAAAGAAUCCUCUACCCACUUACCAGAAAGCAAAUGUGUUAGUUAGCAAUGAAAGAUACAAAGAUGCCCUUAAGGAGCUGGAGCUAUUAAAGGAGGUCGCACCCCGGGAAAGCAGUGUGUAUUCGCUGAUUGGUAAAAUAUACAAACGGUUAAAUGUGCCUGAACAAGCAAUGUACUAUUUUGGUCUUGCUUUGGAUUUAAAGCCAUCAACUGCAGAUGUUGCUAUAAUAAAGUCUGCUAUUGAGAAGAUGCAUGUACCGGAUGAUAUUGAGGAUCAACUUUAGUCAUCCUGUGAUAAUGGAGUAUAUAAUGCAGGGCUAUGGAGAACAUUAGUCUAUCCUUUCUCUGUGAUUGCAAACUGCAAGCUUUACUUCGUUUUGCAUCUGUAAAUUAUUUGUGCAGGAAUUUCAACCUGUAUAACUAGGAAUUUCAAUUGCUGUUCAAUCACUCUGAGCAGUGCAUUUUUCCAUAUUUAGGGCGUUAGUGAAAUUUGUGGUAUCCAGAGCCCAAUCGUGAUGGUUCUGCUUUUCACUAUCCCAGAGUUCUUAAACUGUGUACCAUGUGAAAGAUGAAGGCCACACUAGCUUUUGUUAACAUAUUAGGCAACUCCCAUGAUGUGCUUGAGGUCAGAAACGGACUGUACAAUACGGAUCACUGUAGAGGAUUAACAUGGUAAGCUGAAAAUUUCAAUGAUUGUAAUGCAAAAUGGCAAGCAUCAGAUAAUUUAUGAUGUUUUGCAAAUGUAUUUUAACUACUUACUAUUACUAAUUCGAUUAUUUAUAAUCA